Messenger RNA from Musca domestica (house fly), 1789 nucleotides. RefSeq names its product apyrase-like. Lineage: Eukaryota; Metazoa; Arthropoda; Insecta; Diptera; Muscidae. Gene Ontology annotation, molecular function: GDP phosphatase activity; UDP phosphatase activity; calcium ion binding. The transcript is spliced from 2 exons. The record is from RefSeq and is a predicted model, not a curated record. Gene Ontology annotation, biological process: proteoglycan biosynthetic process. The coding region runs from base 258 to 1631 and encodes 457 amino acids.
UAGAAUUUGCAGGAACACCAUGUUAUUGCGCCAUGGUCUUACGCGUUGACAGUUUUUCACAAACAGCUGAUGGUGCCGUUUUGAAAUGUUUGUUUGAGGCAACGUUGAAGAUUGGAAGCUGCAAAAAUCGAAAAUCGCGAUGUUCUCGUUUAAAAUUUAAUUUAGUAAAAAACAGGAAGUGACGUGCCCAUAAAAAAGAUAAAAUACUGAUUAUGUUCGAUAUCUCUGUUGUUGUUGGAAGUUUGAUCGAAAGAUAAAUGAAGCAACAAUAUUCUUAUGCCACAAACAUACAUAACGCCACGCCAUCACUUGCCUCCUCCUCAUCUGGUCAUACCUACAGAGAGCUCAACAAUAGUACACCCAGAACAUCACAUCAACGCACAGUCAUGUAUAACCGUGACUGGCGAAUGGCGUUGCGGACGCCUCCCACAUAUCGUAUUGGAAACAGAACCGUACGGUUUAACUAUCACAUCGCAAUGGUUAUUAUAGGAGCAUGUGCAUUAAUUGUGCUUUUCUACUAUGUACGGGGCAGUACCUCUUCGUCUGAUGCGGCGUGGCUUAAAAAUUACGCCAGUUCAACAAGUGGUCACCGAAACACAAAUGUCGUUGGUGGUGUUAGCAAUAGAAAUCUCGCAAAGGAUGUCACAUCGUCGUAUUACAAUAAUACGUAUCCUCUAACACCGCCAUUUGUUGGUAGACCGGGAAUGAUUACAUACCGAAUAGCCAUAGUUGCUGAUCUAGACACAAAUUCCAAAGUGGAAACAAACGGUGCUACUGUGUGGCGAAGUUACUUGAAAAAGGGUCAUAUCACUUAUGUUGCAGCUAAGAACGAGAUAUCAAUAUCGUGGGACAGCGGCGAACCCUUGAUGUUGGAAUCGGGAUUUUCUCUAAAAGGUCGUGGUAUGGAGCUUUCUGAGCUAGUAACAUUUAAUGGCCGAAUUUUAAGUUUCGAUGAUCGGACUGGCCUAAUCUAUGACAUUACAAAUAAUGAGAAACCAAUUCCAUGGGUAAUUUUACUGGAUGGAAAUGGAAAUAAUGCCAAGGGUUUUAAAUCGGAAUGGGCAACAGUUAAAGAUGGUUUACUGUACGUCGGCUCCAUGGGCAAGGAAUGGACGAAUGGUUUAGGGGAUUUCGAGAAUGAAAAUCCCAUGUUUUUGAAAGUGGUUUCCACAGAUGGUGCUGUAAAAUCUCUUGACUGGUCAUAUAAUUUCAAAAGACUGCGAGAAGAAGCAGCCGAUAUUACUUGGCCUGGUUACAUGAUACACGAGAGUGGUGUUUGGUCUGCAUAUCACAAAAAAUGGUUCUUCCUGCCUAGAAGAUGUUCGAAAGAAAAAUACAAUGAAACCCGUGACGAAUACAUGGGUUGUAAUCUCCUAAUUGCGGCCAAUGAAAAUUUUAGCAAAGUAGAAACCGUUGUGCUGGACCCUAAUAAUAACCAGCCAACACAUGGAUUUUCCAGUUUCAAAUUUUUACCAGGGACAGACGAUCGAGUGAUUAUUGCUCUGAAAACUGAGGAAUUGAAUGGCAAAACUACAACUUUUAUAACCGCUUUCGACAUACAUGGAAAAACUCUGUACGCAGAGCAACAUAUAGAAACGGAUUUAAAGUAUGAAGGUAUUGAAUUUAUUUAGUUGCAAUUGGUGUAGUUUUGUACAAUUACACAUGUGUAUUAUACUAUUAGGAUUUAAAUUAAACAACUUCCAAAUAAAAAAAACACUUUGACUUACGUUACAUGAUUGUGAUUUGUUUAUAAUUUUAAUAAAAGUAGAAAAAAGUUUAAAUGACUAAA